AUGCCAAAGCCAUUACCUUUGUAUUAUGAACCACCGAGUCUGGGACAAUGGGGUGGAUUUGAUACUCCUUUUCGGACGGCAUUGCGAAAGGAUCGUCCGAAACGUGUAGCCUGCAGCAAAUUAUCGGAUCGCUAUAACCCAACUUCGGGGUGGUAG
Molecule: messenger RNA, 156 nt
Organism: Pochonia chlamydosporia 170
Lineage: Eukaryota; Fungi; Ascomycota; Sordariomycetes; Hypocreales; Clavicipitaceae
Exons: 1
Coding region: 1-156 (51 amino acids)
Source: RefSeq, a predicted model, not a curated record